AUGGACAAGUCGGAAGAGGAGGCUCGGAUGGAUGCCGCCGGUCUGUCUCAGGAGGAGAAGGAACUGCGCAAGAAGGAGAAAAAGAAGGGCUUGUCUCGGGAACAGCAAGAGCGCCUGGCUGCUUACGAACUGGAGCGAAAGAAGGCUCGUGAGGAGCGGGUCAACACUCUGGCAACCAAGUUGGUCGACAAGCUCAGCGUUUGGACCGAAACCGACAAAGGUCCCGAUGUAACCCGUGCAUUUGAGGAGAAAAUUCGCCUUGAGGUGGAAAAUCUGAAGAUGGAAUCGUUCGGUCUGGAGAUUCUGCAUGCCAUCGGUGCUACCUACACAUCAAAAGCCACCUCGUUUAUCAAGUCUCAAAAGUUCCUCGGUAUCUCCGGUUUCUUCUCCCGGCUGAAGGACAAGGGCACUCUGGCCAAGGAGACCUGGACUACAAUAUCGACUGCUAUCGAUGCGCAGAUGACCAUGGAGGAGAUGGCCAAGCUGGAAGAGAAAGGCGGAGAGGACUGGACCGAUGAGAAGAAGGCGGAGUACGAGAAGAAGGUCACGGGCAAGAUUCUGGCGGCCGCAUGGCGAGGCAGCAAGUUUGAGAUUCAGAGCGUGCUGCGCGACGUUUGUGAUCAGGUCCUGGGUGACAAGCGCAUCAAAUUAGAGAAGCGUCUUGAGCGCGCGCACGCCUUGGUUAUUGCCGGCAAUAUCUAUUCAAAGGCAGAGCGCGAUCCCGAAGAAGAAGGAGACUACAUGGCCUUUGAGCAGCUCAUGGCUGAGGCCAUGUCGAAGAAGGGCAAGGACGAGAAGAAGAAGAGGAAGGAAAAGUCGAAGCAUGAGCAUCACCACCACGAAGAAGAAACCACCGCAUAG
Aspergillus thermomutatus is the source of this 861-nucleotide messenger RNA. Its product is annotated as J domain-containing protein. The record is from RefSeq and is a predicted model, not a curated record. Gene Ontology annotation, cellular component: cytosol. Lineage: Eukaryota; Fungi; Ascomycota; Eurotiomycetes; Eurotiales; Aspergillaceae. The transcript has 2 exons. Bases 1 to 861 code for a protein of 286 amino acids. Gene Ontology annotation, biological process: protein import into peroxisome matrix.